Ictalurus furcatus (blue catfish) is the source of this 2887-nucleotide messenger RNA. It is a transcript of the gene pym1, whose product is annotated as PYM homolog 1, exon junction complex associated factor. The transcript has 3 exons. Gene Ontology annotation, biological process: exon-exon junction complex disassembly. The record is from RefSeq and is a predicted model, not a curated record. Gene Ontology annotation, molecular function: RNA binding. Lineage: Eukaryota; Metazoa; Chordata; Actinopteri; Siluriformes; Ictaluridae. Gene Ontology annotation, cellular component: cytoplasm; exon-exon junction complex. The coding region runs from base 120 to 737 and encodes 205 amino acids.
UUAAUGUAUUUCCACUUUUAUUAAAAUAAGCUUUCCCAUAUUUAAAUAUUUUUUUUGUUGUUAAUAAUCAUCACGAACACAUCUUCCUCCACGUGACCGGAAGUACCACAUCUGUUAAGAUGGCGACUCCCUAUGUAACGGAUGAGUCUGGAAAGUAUAUUGCUGCUACACAGCGUCCAGAUGGGACAUGGAGGAAACCUCGGCGAGUGAAGGAUGGAUAUGUACCUCAGGAGGAGGUGCCUGUCUACGAGAAUAAAUAUGUGAAGUUUUUUAAGAGUAAACCUGAUCUCCCUCCUGGAAUGAAUCCAGAGGACGCGGCUGCAGCCAAGCAGCAGCAGCAGGCGGCAGUGAAAGCGGACAAGGAGUGCGAGACAGCCGGCUUGUCCAAAGCGGCCAAACGCAACAUGAAACGCAAAGAGAAACGCAAGCAGCAGCAUGCUCAGGGUCAACAGGAAGCGAACAAGGAGGAGGUAGAGACGGUAACGAAAGAGUUGGAGAAGGUUUCGUUCGCAGCUGAAGAGCAGAACAACACGAGCGCCUCCACAGAGCUGUCUGCUGCUAGCACAGACAAAGCCAAGAAGAUCAAGAACCUGCGGAAGAAGCUUCGCCAAGUGGAGGAGCUGCAGCAGAAAGUGGACUCGGGAGAGCUGCCGAACCCUUCCAAGGAUCAGUUGGAAAAACUGGGACGGGCUCAAGCCUUACGGGAGGAGCUGAGGCAGCUGGAGGCAGAUUUGUAAAGCAAGAUGGUGUAUACAAGCAGAGUGGGCCAUGGUGUAGUGUUUUUCUUUCUGUAUAUAUAUAUUUUUUUUCAGAAUUUAGGAUAGAUCUUCAUUGAUUCCCAUUGGUGUAAUUCCAGUUUUGUGAAGCCCCAUCCUACAGCCUUGUUCCUUUCUCUUCUGCCAAUCUGUGAUACAGGGAUAUUUAAAACAAGUUUAUUUUUUAAACGUAAUCGUGCAGUUAGUGCUCCUCACCCCCACCCAUAAAACAGUACUAAUAAUGAUUUUUGUGUAAAGUUUAGUUACAAAUGACACUUAUGCACUCCUGUGGUAUGGACUUUGUCAAAAUGGACGUUGGUAUAGCUUAGAGGAGGGAGGAAGCCUUCGUUUUUCUCAUUAGGAAUUGUGCCUCUGGAUAUGGACAUGUCAUGGUGGGAUUCUUCCGUGACGCUGCGCAUUGUUGACACUACCUUUUUCCUGAUAAUACAGACUGAACAAGAGAACGAACUGAACACCGAGCCACUCUGAGGACACAGCGCAAGGACUUGAAUGGCUGCAGUUUUUUUUUCUUGUUUGAACAUUUGUGACUUUAAUACCGAUCGUAACAAUGUAAAGCAUGUUGUACAGUGCUGUGAAAAAGUAUUUGCCCUAUCCUGAUUUCUUCUGUUUUUGUGUACAUCUCCUACUAAAUAGUUUUACAUCUUCAAACGAAAUACAACUUAAAACCAAGGCAACCUGAGUAAAGACACACUAUAGUUUUUGUUUUAAUUUUUUAUUGAAGCAAAAAUGUGAAAAACUAAUUGCCCCUUUAAACUUAAAAGUGGCACAACCAGAUUUUAGGAGCAAUAACUGCAACCAAAUGCUUCUGAUAACUGGAGAUCAGACUUUCACAUACUUGUAGGACUAGGAUUUACUCCUAUGCUAUGGAUCACUGUCUUGCUGCAUAAUCCAGUUGCGCUUGAGUUUACGAAAUUACGUAAACUCGUAAACGAAAUUGAGUCAAUUUACGAAAUGAAGACUGGACAUUCUCCUUUAGGAUUUUCUGGUAGAGAGUAGAAUUCAUUUUUUCCUCAAUGAUUGCAAGUUUCCCAGGCCCUGAAGCAGCACAGAAUCCCCACACCAUCACACUUCCACCGCUAUGUUCUACCAUAGGUAUUCUGUGGAAUCCUGACCUGUGUUUGGUUUACGCCAGAUGUAAUAGGACACCUGUCUUCCAAACAGUUCCACUUUCGACUCCUCAGUCCACAGAACAUUCUCCCAAAAGGUUUGAGGAUCAUCAGGAUGUGUUUUGGCAAAAUUCAGACGAGCCUUAAUGUUGUUCUUGGUUAGCAGUGUUUUUUGUUUUGCCACACUCCCUCCACUUUCUGAUAGUGGAGUCAUGAACAGUGACGUUUACUGGUGCAAGAGAGGCCUGUAGUUCCUUUGAUAUUGUCCUUGGCUCUUUUGUGACUUCCUGGAUGAGUCGUUGCUGUGUUCUUGGAGGAAUUUUGGACGGUUGGCCACUUCUGGGAAGGUUCACUACUGUGAGUUUUUCCAUUUGGAGAAAAUGGCUCUUGCUGUGGUUCUUUGGAGUCCCAGAGCCUUUGAAAUAGCUUUGUAACCCUUCCCAGACUAAAGUGUUUCAAUCACCUUCUUCCUCAUCAUUUCUUUUAAUUGUGGCAUAGUGUGUUACUGGGUAAAACCUUUUAACCAACUUCAUGCUGUUGAAAAAGUUCUAUUUAAGUAUAGAUUUGAUUGAACAGGGUUUGCAGUAAUCAGGCCUGGUUGCCUUUAGUAACUAGAGAGGCAAAUACAUUUUCACACUGGCUCAGUUGGUACUGGAUAACUUUUUUUUGUUUCAGUAAAUAACUGUCAUUUAAAAACUGUAUUUUGUGCCUUUGUUUUAUCCUACUUUUUUAUUUAUUUAUUUCUGAAACAAUUUAAUGAGAUAUACACAAAAACAGAAGAGAUCAGGCAAAUACUUUUUCACAGCACUGUACCUCCAAAGGUUACUUUUAAAACCUGUAUGGAUUGGCCAUUGGUGGAGUGGAUAACAACGACAGUAUUUAAGUUGUCAGCCAUGUCAUUUCUUUCUUUCAGAAGUCCUUUUUAUUAUGUGUGUUUUUUUAUUGUAGUAGUUGUCAAAUAUUAAGCAGUGUUGUUGUAUUACAUUAAAGUAUGAAAGACAUCCA